AUGGAUCCGCGGGCUGCCUUUGACAAAUUCACAGAUGGGAAGCCCUUCCUGGACAUCGAUGAUCUGAGUUGCGCCGUUUGGGCAGUAUUUGGCAUCAAGUUUAAGAAGCAGGAUUUGCGUGAUCUGAUGUCGCAGUACUGCAAGCAGGAAUCGCAGGGCAUCGGGCUGGAGGCAUUCCUGGCACUGGUGGAGGAGCGAAGGCGGAUCUUUGGAGAACGUGAUCGCGCGUUGCGGCUGUUCUCAGCGUUGGAUAAGCACGACAACGGAUUCCUGGACUUGCGAUCGUUCCAUGAAGUGUGUGCGGAGACCUGCCGGCCUGCGGCAGCUCGAGCAACUGAGAUCUUCCAUGACAUGGACCGUUCCAAGGCUCAUCCGCUGCAAGAGCUGGCCGACGUUCGGCAGAGGCACCAUCAGAGGUUCCGAGAGCGGGAGGAGCAAGCGGCGGAAGAGCAGAGACGACGGGAGCUGCUGCAGCAGGAGGAGCAGGACGCUGUGCUCGCAGAGCAGUUUGCCAAGGAAGAGGAGGAGGCGAGAUUGAGGCAACUGGAGGCUGACGAGGAAUACUCCCGGCAGCUCGCAGCACACCUCAAUCCUGGAGGAAGCCACCCUCUCCAAGAGUUCCGAGGUCAGUCUGCCGACAACUCGAUGGCAGAGGAUGCCGAGCUGGCUCACUACCAGCAGCUUGAGGACUCGGAAGCCGAAGGCUACCGGGCGCCUAUGCGAACCGGAUACGUGGAGCGGCUCAUCGACACGCCCCAGGACCUGUCCUGGGCCUGGGCGAUGCUCCAAGGCCAAGGCGACUCUGCCAGGGAACCCAUGGUCUCAGGGCAAGAGGAGGCGACUCCACUUGUUGCAAGCCGCGGACAGCUGUGCUUGCGCAUUGCAGUACCCGCGCUGGCUGGUGUCAGCUUGGCAGUCUUCAUCUACUGGUCAGGCACAUCAGGCAACUGA
Messenger RNA from Symbiodinium natans, 951 nucleotides. The record is from the annotation of a GenBank genome assembly. NCBI's taxonomy places the organism in Eukaryota, Dinophyceae, Suessiales, Symbiodiniaceae.